GCUUUUCCUGUGAUCAAACAGACUUCGACCCAUAUUGGGUCAGACCCAAUAUACCUAAUCGAUUCAGUCGUUUCUUUAUAUAUGGAUGUGAUUAUGGAAAACUAAUGGGUGUUUUGUUACUCGGUGAAUGAGUACUCGAUUUGGGUUUUUUUGAUAUUCUUUUUAGCUGACUAGGUUGACCCAAUUCGUUUGUUGUUUGAUGAUUGCGUGUUUAUCAGCAAAUCUGAGACAUAAAGUUUGGAAUUUUAAUUUGUGCCGAAUUUGCCAAUGUAAAUGAACUAGUAUAGAAACAGAAAAUGGAACUACAAUGUUCAAAUAAAUGUCAAAAAGAAGUAAUUUUGGACCCUGGGAUUUUUAGUAUAUUAUUAUUAGGUGUCUGUUGAAUCAUAAUUCUCAUUGAAAUUGUAGUGUCUAAAAAGUUUGGUCUUAUAACAGUGUAUGUUGAUGCACAUAUUGGAAUCAUAAUUUCCUAUUGAAAUUGUAGUGCGACUAAUGGAACUGUUGUUUGUUUUCUAGUAGGAGUUUGGGUUUUGGAACUAUGUUGAAGCAAGCAUAUCACAAGUUAUGUGCUCGUGAAGGUGAUAAAAUUAGGCUUUGUUUGUAUUCACAAACAAGAGGUAUUCACUAUGGCCAGCCUUCUUUGGGACCAAGAAGCUUUUUUGGGGUAGAGGAUUAUCUUGACGAUGACAAUAGCCGGCCAUACACAUACCAGAAGGAGAAGAAGUCGAAGAAUACAGACAAGCACGUAUCCUUCAAACAGCGUACAAUAGCUUACAUGGAGCCAUUUACACUUGACGUGUUCAUAUCUAAACGCUUUGUUUCGGCCUCGUUCACUCACAGGAUGACGAGCAAGCAAGUUGCGGUUGCUGGUACCAACUCCAAAGACAUCAAAGCCGCACUCAAGUCGCGAUCAGAUAUACCAGCCUGUUUGGCCGUAGGACAGAUUUUAGCAGAGAGAGCACGAGAAGCGGAUGUCUACACGGCUUCGUAUACUCCGAGGGAGAGGGAUAAGUUUGAAGGGAAGAUAAGAGUUGUUGUUCAGUCUCUCAUUGACAAUGGUAUUGAUGUUAAAAUUUAUCUUGAUUGAUUUUUUAUUUUUUUUUACUUUCCAAAACUCAAGUUAGGAUCUCUGUGUUUCUUUUUGAAGUGUUUUUAGUAACCCUUUCAAAGGUGAAAGUCCCUUUGGUCCUGUUGUAGUCUUUUGUAGAUCCUUGAUCAAUGAAACGAAGGAACACAUAUAUGCAUUCGUGAUCUUCUAUAAAUGUGAACUCUU
Camellia sinensis is the source of this 1273-nucleotide messenger RNA. RefSeq lists its product as uncharacterized. Gene Ontology annotation, cellular component: ribosome. Gene Ontology annotation, biological process: translation. Lineage: Eukaryota; Viridiplantae; Streptophyta; Magnoliopsida; Ericales; Theaceae. The record is from RefSeq and is a predicted model, not a curated record. Gene Ontology annotation, molecular function: structural constituent of ribosome; 5S rRNA binding.